This is a messenger RNA of Pongo pygmaeus (Bornean orangutan), 420 nucleotides long. RefSeq names its product galactoside-binding soluble lectin 13-like. Gene Ontology annotation, molecular function: carbohydrate binding. The record is from RefSeq and is a predicted model, not a curated record. The transcript is spliced from 4 exons. Lineage: Eukaryota; Metazoa; Chordata; Mammalia; Primates; Hominidae.
AUGUCCUCUUUACCCGUGCCAUACAAACUGCCUGUGUCUUUGUCUGUUGGUUCCUGCGUGGUAAUCAAAGGGACACCGAUCGACUCUUUUAUCAAUGACCCACAGCUGCAGGUGGAUUUCUACACUGACAUGGAUGAGGAUUCAGAUAUUGCCUUCCAUUUCUGAGUGCACUUUGGCAAUCAUGUGGUCAUGAACAGUCGUGAGUUUGGGAUAUGGAUGUUGGAGGAGACAACAGACUACGUGCCCUUUGAGGAUGGCAAACAAUUUGAGCUGUGCAUCUAUGUACAUUACAAUGAGUAUGAGAUAAGGGUCAAUGGCAUACGCAUUUAUGGCUUUGUCCAUCAAAUCCCGGCAUCAUUUGUGAAGAUGGUGCAAGUGUCAAGAGAUGUCUCCCUGACCUCAGUGUGUGUCUGCAAUUGA